AUGGCAUCAACAAGCAUUAUCUUCAUCGUGUUGGCUAUGUGCUUCUCAACCACUUUCGGCAGUGUAGUCGUACCAUACGCUUCAUCGUACAACGCACACACUGUGAAUCACGCCGUUACCACUCCACUCACAGCCGCAUCGGUCGCCGCUACACCAUUGGUGGCCGCAGCUCCAGCACCUUAUAUUGCACGGUUGGCGCCAGCUCCCCUUGUAGCACCAGCAGCAGCUCCAUUGAUUGCACCUGCUCCAUCUCCUUUCGUUGCCCGUGCAGGUCCACUAGUUGCACCAGCUCCUUAUAUUAACUCACUUGCUCCAUUGGCGCCCACACCUCUUAUAGCUCGUGCUGCUCCUUUGGUAGGACCAUCGCCUUACAUUGCACCUGCUCCAUUUGUGGCCAGAUCAGCCCUACCUCCAUUCGCCACACCAUACUCAUACCCAUAUCUUUUCUAA
Sitodiplosis mosellana (orange wheat blossom midge) is the source of this 450-nucleotide messenger RNA. RefSeq names its product nematocyst expressed protein 3-like. NCBI's taxonomy places the organism in Eukaryota, Metazoa, Arthropoda, Insecta, Diptera, Cecidomyiidae. The record is from RefSeq and is a predicted model, not a curated record. The transcript has 2 exons. Bases 1 to 450 code for a protein of 149 amino acids.